AUGGAAAGGCUGCAACAGCAGCAGCAGCAGCAACAGCAGCACAAAAGCGCAUGCAGCAUGCAGUUGAGAGGUAUAGAGGAGUUCAGUCAGCAGCAGCAGAGGCAGCAGCAGCCAGAGCAGGAGCAGCAGCGGGGACCACCGCAACAGAACCUUACCCGCAGACUAUCAGCAAGCCCAGCAACAAGCCCAACAGCAAGCCCAGCAGCAGCAGCAGCAGCAGCAGCAAUGGUUGCACUGCAGCGGCAAGUUGUGCUCGUAGGAGCGGGGCAGGCACACCUUGAUGUGCUGCGGCUGUGGGGUCUGCGGCGGCGGCGCGAAGCAGCAGCAAACAAGGCAACAGCAGCAGCAGCACCUGCUGCUGCUACAACGGACAAGACUGCAGCAGCAGUGCUGCGCUCCAUACUCGCCAAAGAUGCUGCUGCUGCUGCUUCUCCACCUGCAGAUGACAGCAGCAGCAGCAGCACGCCUGCUGAGCUACCCGUCUCGGCUGUCUCUCUGCUGCUGGUAACAGAAACCACAGAAGUCCUCUACAGUGCUAUGGUCCCAGGAUAUAUAACUGGAGAGUUUGCACUGAAGGAGAUGACUGUUGAUUUGCUGCCGCUCUGCGCCUUUGCUGGGGCUUCACUCAUAACAGCAAGGGCUGUGGGGUUGCUGCCGCAGCAGCAGCUGCUGCUGCUCGAUGGCAGCAGGCCGCCUUUAAGGUUCGAUGUCCUCUCUAUUGAUACGGGCAGCAAACCUGAGGCCUCCCUCAUCCCCGGCAGCAUGCGGCCGCUCCUCUCGCGCAGCAACACCUUCGUAAACAAGGGAUCUUUGGAUGGAGACACUUCAACUGCUGAGCCGGAGACAGGGUCCUUGACGUCUCCAGCAGCAGAAGAUGCGCAGCGGGAGACGCAGCUGUCUCCGUGUGGCUGCCCCGCGUCUGGCAGCAGCAGCAGCAGCAGCAGCAGGUAUUGCUGCUGCUGUGUUUGCCCCAAACGGCCCAUCCAGGGGGUUGUAUCUCGCUGGCUGCUGCUGCAGCACCAGCUGCAGCAAGCCUGGCAGCAGGCGUUGGAGAGUAGCACGUCUGCCGGUGGUGGCGCGUCUGCUGCUGCUGCUGCUGCUGACGGUGAGGGUGUAGCCCGGAGAGACAGCAGCACGAGCGCCAGCAGCAGCAACUGCAAAGCGGAAGCAGUUGCUGUCUUCCGAGUGCUGGUAAUAGGGGGAGGUGCUGUGGGGGUGGAGAUGGCCCUUGUGCUGCAGUACGCCGUGCAGCAGCUGCUGCGCUCGUUAGAGAAACAGCAGCAGCAGCAGCAGCAGCAGCAGGUUAAUUCGUCUCCGAAGCGGGAGACUGCAGCAGAAUGCAAAGGGUCGCCUUUAAAGGUUGAAGUUAUACUCGCAACUAGCGGCCCAGAAAUACUCACGGGAUACUCCAAACGAGCGCAGACAACGCUUCGCAAGCUGCUAGCAUCACGUGGGGUGUCUGUAAGCACAAACUGUUUGGUGGAGAGACUGGAGGAGACAGCAGGAGGGAGAGCUGUUGCCGUUACGAAGGGCACACAGCUGCAGUCUCUUAUUGACUUUGCCUUCUGCUGCACCAGCGAUAGACCUCAAGACUGGAUACAGUCAACGCGAUUGCCUUUGGAUGAGAACGGCUUUCUGCGGGUAUUGCCGACGUUGCAGUGCGUCGACUUUCCCCACAUCUUUGCUGCAGUGCGUGCUGCGCCUGUGAUUGAGACAAACAUCUGGCGUUUGCUGCGCGGAGAGGAGUUGGAGGUGUGGAAGCCUCAGAGCGCCUUCCUUUCUUUGCUUGUUACCGGCAGAUCUGAGGCUGUUCUCUGCAAAGGGGGUUUUGUCUUUCAGGGUGUUUGUUUGACAAUGAGGGGUUUCAGGGUAGCAGCAGGUUUAUGGGUUUGGCUGCAGCAGCAGCUGUUUGUGUUGCUGUUGCAGAAGGCGAUCGACUCCGCGUGGCUGUGCAGCCACAGAGAUUUCAACGGGCCCUGCAACAGCAGCAGCAGCAGCAGCAACAGCAGUAGCUGCCCCCCUCGUUCUAUGUCUUCUUUCUUAGGGCUUAAGGAGUUAGGGGCUGCUGCUGCUUCUGGAGCUGAAGCCCUCAGCACUUGGCUUUCUGCUACUAUGGCUUCCUCUGAACCCACCCUACGCGUACCCGCAAGCGAAGACCUGCCGCACCCGUGCAUGACUGUGUUUGCGGGGCUGCUUGCUAAAGCUGCUGCUGCUCCCCGCAGCAGCAGCUGCACCGGUGCGUCUCGCUGUGCGGGUUGUUCAAGCAAAAUACCUCAGCGUGUUGUUGCUGCUGCUCUGCAGCAGCUGCGGCAGCACAACAUGCAGGUGCAGCAGCUGCACGACCGGGAGGCGCAGCUGCAGCAGCAGCAGCAGUUGCUGCAGCAGCCGGUUGAUGAGCAGCAAGAUUGGGAGCAAGACAAACCUCUCUAUACUCGCCCUGAGGUUAUCUGCGGCCUUAAGACGCCUGAUGAUUGCUGUCUCUUCGCUCCUGUCCCCUUCAAACAAUAUUUAGAGACAGCAGAAAAUCUGAACUCGCACCCUCUGCCACUUCUAGCUCAAAGCGUAGACUUCUACCGGUUGUUUACUGGAGAUCUCUAUACUAUGGGCCGCGUAGCAGCAGCACACGCCCUCUCCGAUCUCUAUGCAUGCGGCGCGGAGCCCCUCACCGCCUUAGCUGUUUUCCUUAUGCAGCGGGCUCCUCCAGACCUUCAAGCGAACAACCUGCUGCAGGUGCUGUGUGGGGCGAGCAGCGUGUUUGCUGCUGAGGGCUGCGAAUUAAGCGGUGGCCACUCUGCUUCUGGAGACGGGCCUUCAGCAGCAGGUUUCUGUGUCACAGGCAGAAUCUUCUAUCCUGCUCCUCCCGCAGCAGGAGCAGCAGGAGCAGCUGCAACAGCAACAGCAGCAGGGGCAGGCGCAAGUGCGGGGAAAAAGGGAAACCAGGGCACCGAACAGCAGCAGCAGCAGCAGCAGCAGCAGCAGGUGUCCCCAUGCAGACCGUUGGACCCUGAUUUCUUGCUGAAGAAAGGCAGCACCGGCGUGAAGGAGGGCUGCGUGCUGCUGCUAACAAAAGGGAUCGGCACGGGAGUUAUUUUUGCUGCGCAUGCUAAGUGCAAGGCAAAGGGAGGGUGGGUGGAAGCGGCGCUGCAGCAAAUGCAGCAGACCAACAGAGCAGCGAUGCGUGCUCUGGUUCAGCACGGGGCAACGGCCUGCACGGACGUAACAGGUUUCGGGUUGGUGGGGCAUUUGUUAGAAGUGUUAGACGCGUCUAACAGAGCCCUGGCGAAGGAGAGCCGUGGGAACGCCGUAGCAGCAGCAGCAGCAGGAGCAGCAGCAGCAGCAGCAGCAGCAGCAGGGGGGCCGCAGCUGAUAGGCGCUCGGGUUUGGCUCAGUCGAAUACCGCUGCUGCCAGGUGCUGCUGAGCUGACCCGCAAAGGCUUGCAUGCAUCUCUAUUUGUAGAGAAUGCUGCUGCUGCUGUGCGGCGGCUGCAAGUGUGUUCAGCUGCUGCUGCUGCAGCAGAGCCCCCUCUUGAGUCUCUUCACCUUGGCAACGUGCGCGGAUUGUCUCCUGGGGAGCAGCAGCUGGGGAACGAGCGCCAGCUGCUACAGGUGCUGCAGCAGCAGCUGCGGGGCAACUGCUGCUGCAGGGCGCCGCUGAACUCAACGCAGCAGGAGGAGCAGCAGCAAGAACAGCAACAGCAGAAACCCGCCAGGGAGGAAACGGAUCUGCAAAGCGGCUGCAGCAACAGCUGCAGCAGCAGCUGCGGCGAAAGGGGAGGUAGUCUCAGCUGCUGCUGCUGCAGCACUUGCCCGGACCCUUCUUUAGUCUUCCCGUUGCUGUUUGACCCCCAAACCAGCGGUGGUCUUCUUGCUGUUGUGCCUGCUGCUGCUGCUGCUUCCUGUCUUGCUGCACUGCGGCAGCAUACUGCAGCAGCUGCUAUCGGAGACAUUAUAUCUCUCCCUGCUGUUGCUGCGAAGGGCAGUCUAUCAAAGAGCAAACCCAUACAGAUACUUGCGGGCUCCACAGAAGCUACAGCAGACAAGGCCGAUACAUGUAGCUAG
This is a messenger RNA of Eimeria acervulina, 4059 nucleotides long. RefSeq names its product selenophosphate synthetase, putative. The transcript is spliced from 14 exons. Gene Ontology annotation, molecular function: ATP binding; selenide, water dikinase activity; oxidoreductase activity. Gene Ontology annotation, biological process: L-selenocysteine biosynthetic process. Gene Ontology annotation, cellular component: cytoplasm. The record is from RefSeq and is a predicted model, not a curated record. NCBI's taxonomy places the organism in Eukaryota, Apicomplexa, Conoidasida, Eucoccidiorida, Eimeriidae. The coding region runs from base 1 to 4059 and encodes 1352 amino acids.